This is a messenger RNA of Eurypyga helias (sunbittern), 804 nucleotides long. It is a transcript of the gene FAAH, whose product is annotated as fatty acid amide hydrolase. Gene Ontology annotation, biological process: fatty acid catabolic process. The record is from RefSeq and is a predicted model, not a curated record. The transcript is spliced from 9 exons. NCBI's taxonomy places the organism in Eukaryota, Metazoa, Chordata, Aves, Eurypygiformes, Eurypygidae. Gene Ontology annotation, molecular function: amidase activity; fatty acid amide hydrolase activity. The annotation marks the transcript as partial.
CCCUUCGAUGAGGAGGUGUACUCCAGCUCGGCUCCCCUGCGGGUCGGGUACUACGACACAGACGGCUACUUCCCCCUGCCCCCUUGCAUGCGGCGGGUGGUGCGGGAAACCGGGGGGGCUCUGCAGGCAGCCGGGCACCAGCUGGUGCCUUUUUCUCCACCUCGGAUCCACUACGUCAUGACUGAACUGUUUUUGAAGGCGUUUUUUGCUGAUGGAGGCGGUGCUUGGUUGGACCUGUUCACAGGAGGUAUUGUAGAUCCCAGCCUGAAAUCACAGGUGAAUUGCUGCAAGAUCCCGAGGUUGGGAAAGAAGCUGCUGGCUCUGAUUCUUAAACCUCUGUUUCCCCGCCUGGCUGACUAUCUGAGCGCCCUGGGGGGAUUGAGGUCAGUGAAGGAGAUGUGGAAUCAUCACCAUGAAAUAGAGGCGUACUGCACCGAGUUCAUCGCCCGGUGGAGGGAACUCCAGCUGGAUGUUGUGCUGUGCCCUGUCCUGGGGCCUGCUUUCACCCCGGGAUAUGCUGGAAAACUCCUCACCGCCAUCUCCUCCACGAUGCUGUACAACGUCUUGAACUUCCCUGCUGGGGUUGUACCCGUCAGCACGGUGACAGAAGCGGAUGAGGAAGAGCUGAAGCUUUACCGAGGAUGCUGUGAUGACCCCUGGGACCAGAUGCUGAAACAGGCUGUGGCGGGAGCCGUGGGGCUGCCGGUGGCUGUGCAGUGCGUGGCCUUGCCGUGGCAGGAGGAGUUGUGCCUCCGGUUCAUGAAGGAGGUGGAGACCCUCAGCCGUGAGAAGAGCACAGCAUAG